AUGGGAGCCGGACAGUCGCAUGAAGAUGCUGCUCAUGCUUCUCCAGAGGAACUGAGCUUGAGGCUGGCGGAGCGCUUCGCAACAAAAUGCUUCACCCCACUAGAGCUCGCCCACUUCGAAGACAACUUCUACACACGCGCAAUAGACCAAGGCGGGCUCAAGUACUGGAAUGAGAAAACACUCUCAGAUUUCUUGAGCAUCCCCGAUCACAGUGAUACCCAGUGUCCCCUAGAUGCUGGACCAGUCAUCUUCCGCAUGGUGUCGUACCUAGGGGCCUUCCCAUUCCAGAAUUCGCUGGCGCCUAGCGUUCUCACGUUUGAUGCCAUGAUCAAGGUAGCCGUGCUGCUGACGGAGCGAUAUGGCAAAGUCCUCCGGCGCAGUCAGAAAAAUAGGAUCAGGCUAUUGUUUGGGAGCUUGGCUGAUGUGGCAAGGAAAGAAGUUGAGAAGCCUGCGGCGAGCGAAGAGAAUGGUGAAGAUGCGCCGAUAUCUUCGCAUGCGCGUGGGUUUGAUAUCGAUGCGCCGGCCAACGAUGAUUACGACGAGGAUGAUAGGGAUGACCUUGCGCUCGCUGCUUUGGAAUCAUUGGAUGCCAUUGAGGUCUUCAAGCACGACUCACGCAUUGACAGAAGGGUUUACGAAGCCCGGGUCUCUUUGAGUACAUUUCGCCGUCUUUUGAUGCUUUUGCUUGUGAUCGCCCCGUUGAAACCCCUGGAGGAUGUUUCCAUCUACACAUCCGAUCUAAAUAAGGAACGAAUGCGCUUCGUCCGAGAAGAAGCGGACAGCAUCAUCGCAGCCUUCAACCAAGAAGCGUCUGGGGGAAUCAGCUACAAAACAUUUGCAGAAACCAUCACCACCUCUUUCCCGUAUUUGUUUGACCCAUUGACACCAUUAUUUGAGCAUCUCCUCUUCAGCAAGAAUCUUGACUUUUCCCAGCAUCGUGCAAGCGAGGCCACUGAAUCAGACCCGGCUCCGCAACCCGUCAAAGCUUCACCUAUAUCAAUAACGCUCCCAGGAGGCUUCGAAUCAACAAUCCUAAACCCAAGCAUGAUAUCCCACCUCUCCUUCUUCCUCCCCUCCACAUCAGUCAAGCAGAACAUUCUCCAUGGCAACACCCGCCUCCAUCCCGUCUUCUCAACCGCGGCGCAUGGCUCCUCCCUAACCUCAUUCUCCCACAACGUCCUCACCUGGAAAUCAGGCACACUCUUCCUCCUCUACGGGCAAGAAACCGACACAGGAGACAUGCUAACAAUAGGCGCUUAUCUCCCUCAACCCUGGAAAUCACCAAACUCCAGCCACAGCACGUCUGAAUUCUCGACGUCCGUCCUGCCCUCCCUCUUCCAGCUAUCACCCCGCCACAUCCUCUUACAGGGGAACCCCUCGUCGCCCAUCAUGGGCAAGCCAAAUACACCAACGGCAUACUUCUCAAACCACCACGGUCUCGCAAUCGGAUGUCAGAUCCCGCCGUCUUCACGAACACAAAAGCUCCCGCCGACGCCCCUCGGCGCCGGAAGUCUGAUCGUCGACUCGAGUCUCGAGUCUGCUACAUUCCACGUUCUCCCAUACGGACGCGACGGCGUCUUCCUACCCCCAGGUACGGAACCAGCUAGCCUUAAACCCAAGACAACAAUCGACAUCUACACCCUCGAGGUCUGGGGUCUUGUUCCGAAUCCUGAGGGGGCAUCUUCGUUGACGAAGAGCGCCGUGGAGCUUCAAAAAGCAAGCUGGGCUUUUGAGGCUAGAGAGGCGGAGCGCAGGCGCCACGUCAAUGUGAGUGCUGGGGCUGGCGAUUCGGCUCUUGAGCAGGCGAGGUGGUUGCUGGAGACGGCGGGUGUUAUUGGAGAUAGUAGUGGUUCAGGGAGAACGGGGGGCAGUACUUGA
Messenger RNA from Aspergillus mulundensis, 1878 nucleotides. RefSeq names its product TLD domain-containing protein. The coding region runs from base 1 to 1878 and encodes 625 amino acids. Lineage: Eukaryota; Fungi; Ascomycota; Eurotiomycetes; Eurotiales; Aspergillaceae. The record is from RefSeq and is a predicted model, not a curated record. The transcript is spliced from 2 exons.